This is a messenger RNA of Varroa destructor (honeybee mite), 1143 nucleotides long. RefSeq lists its product as uncharacterized. The record is from RefSeq and is a predicted model, not a curated record. NCBI's taxonomy places the organism in Eukaryota, Metazoa, Arthropoda, Arachnida, Mesostigmata, Varroidae.
UUCAAGGAUCUACCCAACAUCGCUGCCGCCUUAUUAACUGCACUAAGCAUGAAAGGCUUAGGUGGUAUACCAGCGGUGAUUGUUGCACUGCUUUUAGUACUUUUUACUUUCUCAACACGAGGGUUCGUUUUGAAGAAAGCUACGAAAGCACUGGGAGGAUACGCCCUUGUUAAAGCUCUCGAGCCCAAGCCUCCUCAGAUGGUUGGAAUCAUGAUGCCGAUGCCACUGAUGAACAUGAUGGAACCCAUGACUCCAAUGAUGGAUGACAAGUUCCCGUCAGCUGCAAUGAUGGCUAUGAUGAUGGCAUCAAUGGACAAAAAGCCCGAGAUGAAUGAACCUGUUAUGGAGAUGAAGACCCCUGCCUCAAUGAUGAGUAUGCCCGACAUGAUGAAAAUGAUGAAAGGUGCAGAUGCCCGCCCAGUCAAUGGUCAAAUGAUGAUGCCGUCGCAACUGCCGUCGGAGCCCUCUGAUCAGCAAGUACUAGCCGCUGUACAUGCCCUUGAACACAGACGUCUGCGCGCUAUUCCCCGCAAUAUUCACAUACACUAGAUAAACUUGCUACUUAGAGAAAAGUCGAUUGCUCUACGCGCUUCCUUUUAUUUAAAGCGUCAAGUGGAAAUGCGUAGCAGGUAAUCAAUAGAUUUCUAAUAUCUUAACGCAUAAUCGUUGGCUCUGUCUACACCUAUCGAAACGAUACCUCAGUGCAUACACCGAUAUGUAGUAAUUCAAUGUCGCCUAUAAGUAUAUAGUGUUUAUGCACUUUGCCUACCAAUGAGUACCGAAACCUUUAUAGAUGGUAGAUUGUAGACAACAAACGGUAGAUCCCCAGAUUAAAAUCAUUUCAGAACUACACUAUUAGAUACGCAGAUGGAAUCAGGUUAUGUCGAACAUGGAAAUGCCCCUACUGACACCGGCAGAUAGGUUUCCUACCAUAUUAUAGGCGAACACGGAUUAUGUCAUGCCAAAACUGUCGACAGGUGUACCAAGCGUGCUACUACCUUGUGCUGUCAGCGUGGCGUGGGUUAUAUGUCUGCAACGAGAAACGCAAACAGUGCCCGACGCGUUUACUGAUGUGUAUUAGUGAUAACACCUAUGUCUGUGUUGUACAUAUUAUGAACAAAUGAUAAAUAAAUUAUAAAUUUG